CCUGGCUGGGCAGUUUGUGUGCUUUGCUUGACCAGCUCUCGCUUUAGCUUUUCACAUUUUCCAGGCACAUGUCGUUGAAAGCUCUGGUGCGAUUGUCGUUUAAGCAAACGCAACUUGCAGCUUUGAGCUUUUGGCAGGCAGGCACCUGUUAGUAGGAGCUGUGUGACAGCUUUUAAUGCUUGAGCUUUAUUUAAGCAGCCCUUGCACUGACACCUGUAAGAGCUUUUGCGCAUUUCUAUGCGUUUUUGUUCUUUUCAUCCUUCUCUCUCUUUCUCCGUUUCGCUCUGUCUUUAUCACUCUCUACAAUUGGCGCAAAUCGAGUACGACGCGUUUCAUUCAUUUAUCAAGUCGUUAAAUGGCAGCUGCCCACGCGCUCACUGUCCGCCCAGCCUACCCCUGCUAAGCAGCACCAAACCCCCGCCCCAUGUGCGCAGCCAUAACGAGCCCCUCAUCCCCCACAGCUGUAAACCCAAAGACCAGCCCGUCGCUGGCGGGACUUGUGCCUGUUGCGUGGCGGCAUUCGAUCUGCGCUGUGUUAGUCAGUCUCAUCGCGAUGCUCUGGCGUUGAUCUUCACGUGCGCUGCGACGGAAUUCGUGCGUAAAUUAGAAAAGUUAAAAGAUACAUGUUAAAGUUCUGUUGCGAGUUGUUGUAAUGACUAAGUACAUAAAUAUAUAGUUAAUUGUGUUGUGCUACAAUAUAUGUAUGUAUAUAUAUAUACAUAUAUGCAUAUAUGUGUGCCAAAACUGUAUGAUAAAUCUUUUGGGAGCAACGAGAAACAUAUUUCAAGAUCAAUUUUCGACAGAUCAUUAGAUCAAAUUUCAUCCCAUUUCGCGACCAAGGAAAAUUGGGUGUGUGCGCGUGGCAGCUGCUAACCAAAGUGCAAUUGGAAUCGGCAUUGAGAGCGGAACUGCAAUCGGUAUCGGGAAUCAAGAAAUACAAGUGCCCAACAGCCCCUGUACGCCCCCUGGAGGGGCAGCUGCGCUGCAGCUGCAGCGGCGCCAGCGACAACUAGAACGGCGCAGACGAGCAGCGUCACAGGCAUGACGACGCUGGCAGCGACGUCGACGUCAACAGCGAUGCCAGUGGAUGGCAUUGGCACUGCGAAAAUGUUUUCGGAUGCGGAUGUGGCGGAAGUGCGGCACGUUGUGCAACGCAUUUUGGUGCCGUGCGUUUUUGUUAUUGGACUAUUGGGAAAUUCAGUGAGCAUUUAUGUUUUGACGCGGAAGCGCAUGAGGUGCACUACAAAUAUUUAUCUAUCGGCUCUGGCAAUUACGGAUAUUGCGUACCUGACCUUUGUAUUAAUUUUAUCACUCAAACACUACGAAUAUAUUAAAUAUCAUUGCGAGCUAUAUUGGCGACUAUAUGGCUUUAUAAUGUGGCUAUGCGAUGCAUGUGCGUACAUCUCAAUUUACAUAGCCGUGUGCUUCACCAUCGAGCGAUUUAUAGCUAUACGCUAUCCGCUCAAAAGACAAACAUUCUGCACUGAGUCGCUGGCCAAGAAGGUAAUAGCAGCCGUCGCGCUCUUCUGCCUGUUGACCACGCUCUCGACGGCGUUCGAGCACACAUAUGACAUCAAUUGGAAAUUGAUUGAUGGCGCCUAUAGGCCCUGCAAUCUGACGCUGGCAAAUGUGUCGCCCACACCGGCCCAGCCCACCCUGGCGACCGCAUGGCAUGUAGAUGAGCAUGCGAACAAUGCUGCCACGCCUCGGUAUCUGGAGCCCUUCGAUUUAAGCAGCGGCAGCGGAAGCGGCGCUGGCGAGUCAGACCACAUUCCAAGCAGGCAGCACCGGUUACCAGCAUCCACGUCCGCCUCGGUGGGCGUGACAGCCGCAGCCACCGAGCCGGCAACAGCGGCGGCCACUGCGAGCUUGCUGCAGUUGUCACGUGCCAGACGCAGCGAGGACAACUACGACAGCGAGGCCAGCUCUAACAACAAUUACAACUACAACAAUAAUAGCGCAUUCGCAUUUAACAUAACGGAAUACUGUCAAAAUAUGACUGUCUAUACAAAUGGGCUAUCGAGUCUGGGCCAAAAUGCGCUGUACUUUAAUAUCUGGAGUGUGUACACAUUAAUUGUAUUUGUGGUGCUGCCGCUCUUUGUGCUGGCAACCUUCAACUGUUUUCUCAUUCUGCUUGUGCACCGCUCAAAGAGCCUUCGUGGGGAUCUAACCAACGCCAGCAGCAUCAGGCGUACCAAGCGUAAGUCCAACUCUGGUAUAACGGGCAGCGUAUCGCAGGAGAAUCGGGUGACCAUCACGCUGAUUGCGGUGGUGCUCCUUUUCAUUGUGUGCCAGCUGCCUUGGGCCAUCUAUUUGAUACUGGUGCAGUAUGUGGAAAUCGAAAUGAACAUACAAAGGAUUGCCGGAAAUGUAUGCAAUCUGCUGGUUGCCAUCAAUGCAGCUGCCAAUUUUUUCUUAUAUUGUGUCCUCUCCGACAAGUAUCGGAAGACGGUGCGUGAGUUAAUCACGGGCUAUCGCUAUCGCCAUCGGCACGCCCGCAACAACAUCAGUCUCUAUGCACCACACACGACGACUACGCUCAAUGGAGAUGGCGCCGGCGGCGGUGGUGCGAGUGGCUAUGGUAGUAGCUACAGCGGUGCAAGCAGUCGACGUUGUCGUGCUAAAUCGGCGGUCGCGAGGCGUUUAAUUGCCUAAAUCAUGUCUCAUUCUUACAAUUCGAAAGCUGUACAAUCCUAAAAACUGUGUGUUAGACUAAGCUGAGCAGUGCAUACAUAUUUUAACUUUUUACUAUUUACGACCAUACAUUUGUGCCAUAAUGUGAUGAUUAUAGUUUGUAUGAUAUGUAGUUAUCCUAAUCGUAAUUGUUGUUGUCCUAAGCGUCAUAAAUGUGUAGUCUUGAUAAAUACAAUUGAGAUCACUUUCACUAGUUCAUUAAACAAAUGAAUGUUACCACUAAA
Messenger RNA from Drosophila virilis, 2918 nucleotides. RefSeq names its product Proctolin receptor (gene Proc-R). The record is from RefSeq and is a predicted model, not a curated record. Gene Ontology annotation, biological process: G protein-coupled receptor signaling pathway. Lineage: Eukaryota; Metazoa; Arthropoda; Insecta; Diptera; Drosophilidae. Gene Ontology annotation, cellular component: membrane. Gene Ontology annotation, molecular function: G protein-coupled receptor activity.